CUCUUCUUUUCCAUAAAACACACACACACUCACACUCACAUAUAUAUAUAUAGAUAUACAUAUUCCUUUCUUUCUAUACAACAAUGGAUUGCAAUAUUUCUAUUAAUGGUCUUGAUGAUAUCAAUGAUCCUUUCGACAAUUUCGAUCACCUUCUAUCUCCUCCAUUAGAAUUCAUCGCCUCUUUCGACGACUUCUAUUCAACUACAACAACAACAACAACAACAACAACCACCAACAACAACAACAGUAACACUUCUUCAAACAGCUCACAAAGUUCUUCCAAUCCAAACAACAACACAAGAAGAAAACCAAAGAGAAAAUUCGAAGAACAAGUCUACUCUUUCCGAGACUCCUCCGCAUCGACACUAACCGAAACCGAAUACCAAGCAGCAGACAGAGAAGCAGUACUGCAUUUGAAGGAAAUGAUUUAUAGAGCUGCAGCUUUGAGACCAGUGAAUUUUAUCCAAGAUGAAGAAGAACUAGAAAAAGAGAAACCAAAGAGAAAGAAUGUGAGAAUAUCUAGUGAUCCUCAAACAGUGGCUGCAAGACAAAGAAGGGAGAAGAUCAGUGAGAGGUUGAGAGCUUUGCAAAGGUUAGUGCCUGGAGGAAGUAAGUUGGACACUGCUUCAAUGCUUGAUGAAGCUGCAAAUUAUCUCAGGUUCUUGAAAUCUCAAGUCACUGCUUUGCAAACAACUCAUCAAGGUAAUACUAAUUACAGUUAUGCUGCUGCUGCUGCUGCUUCUGCUGCUGUUAGUGGUAGUGGUAGUGGUAGUGGUAGUGGUGCUGGUGCUGUAAAUGAAUCUAGUUCUAGUUUUACUUUUGGUAAUUAUCCUCCUCUUCCUUUUCAUUUUCCUAUUUCACAUGGUCUUAGUUUUACCAUGCAUAAUGAUGUUCAGUAUUGGUAA
Dioscorea cayenensis subsp. rotundata (Guinea yam) is the source of this 905-nucleotide messenger RNA. RefSeq names its product transcription factor bHLH87-like. The transcript has a single exon. Gene Ontology annotation, molecular function: protein dimerization activity; DNA-binding transcription factor activity. Gene Ontology annotation, biological process: regulation of DNA-templated transcription. NCBI's taxonomy places the organism in Eukaryota, Viridiplantae, Streptophyta, Magnoliopsida, Dioscoreales, Dioscoreaceae. The record is from RefSeq and is a predicted model, not a curated record. The coding region runs from base 84 to 905 and encodes 273 amino acids.